UCGUCUACAUCUGCGUUUCUCUUCUGUAACUGUUAGAUCAUUCAAAUGGAAUUUGGCGUAUCAUUUGAAAAACAAAAUCCCGCUCCUAUUUCUUGGGAAUGUCUCUUAUCAUCUAAGAAGCAGUUGCUUUCAUGUUUGAUGCUAUUUGUCUCCUAUUCUUCAUCGCGUCUCAAGUUCUCUGCUGUGGCCACCAAAUGUUCGACGGAAGUUCCGAGAGACAAAUUUUGUGCAGAAACGGUCGAUUCUUUACAGCCUGAAUGUUUCUGCAAAUGUCGGUGGCGAGCAGUGAUCCAUUUCGAACCUUGAAUAUCAUUUUCAUUGAUUUCGAAUCCGAAUCUCUUCUCCACGGAAGAUAAAUUCCCAGGAUCAAUGGGGAAUUCGGUUGGUUCGGUAUUCUCUGGAGUUGGACAUGUUGUUGGAAAUAUUUUCGGCCAUCCUCUUGAUUUCCUCUCUGGAAAAGCUUGCAACUCAGUAUGUACACCAACAUGGGAUUUCAUCUGUUACAUCGAAAACUUCUGCGUGGCACAGUUGUUGAAGUUUGUGAUGGUUGCAAUCUUGGCCUACUUCGUGCUCUUGUUCUUUUAUUUAUUGUUCAGCUUGGGAAUCUGCCAAUGCAUUUGCCGCACGCUUUGUCGCAUUAUAUGGUGCUUUUUCUCUAGCUAUUUCUCAGCACUACACUGCUGUUGCUCCUACUUCUGCCUCAAGCUUCAAUCUGUGAAGCAGAAUCGGAGGAGGCGAGACGUUGAAGCACCAAGCAGUAGUAGUAGCAGCAGCAGUAGUAGAAGAAGUAGUAGUGUUGGAGAGGAUGAAGGUGGAGAAAUGUCGACAUUUGGACCGCGUAGGAACAUGGAGUGUAAGAGAUCGGAGUUGAGCAAGAGGAAGAGGUACAAAGAGGAGCAUUUGAAGAGAUCUUUGAGGGCUAAUUCUCAUCGAGCUGGCGUUGAGGUUUCUGGGAAUUCUCGUCGUUUGAGUAGGAUGAAGAAUGUUGAUGAUCAUAUUCGAGUGACUAAGAAUUCGAAAUUCGCCCGCAAGGUAUCGAGGAAUGGGGCUAGGCCUCGUCGCGGGAGACCUAGCCCUAUGUUGGAAAGUAGAGUGACUGAGUAAUGAGUCAUGUUUUAUGUAUUCAGAAUGUGUAGGGCUCUCGAGAAUGCCGUGAAUAGUUAUUCUAUGGAAGCAAUGUUGGUCAAUGGUAUUAUUGUUGUGAUAUGUGGAAUUAUUAGCUUGCAUUAAUUCAUAUUAAAUUUCACAUAUCAUCAAGUAUAAACAAUAAAAGAUAACGAGAAUGAAAUUCUUUGUUAUUUGAGAGUA
This is a messenger RNA of Salvia splendens (bonfire salvia), 1308 nucleotides long. RefSeq lists its product as uncharacterized. The transcript has 5 exons. NCBI's taxonomy places the organism in Eukaryota, Viridiplantae, Streptophyta, Magnoliopsida, Lamiales, Lamiaceae. The record is from RefSeq and is a predicted model, not a curated record. Bases 370 to 1104 code for a protein of 244 amino acids.